This is a messenger RNA of Condylostylus longicornis, 1127 nucleotides long. RefSeq names its product transcription initiation factor TFIID subunit 13 (gene Taf13). NCBI's taxonomy places the organism in Eukaryota, Metazoa, Arthropoda, Insecta, Diptera, Dolichopodidae. Gene Ontology annotation, biological process: transcription by RNA polymerase II. Gene Ontology annotation, molecular function: protein heterodimerization activity. Gene Ontology annotation, cellular component: transcription factor TFIID complex. The record is from RefSeq and is a predicted model, not a curated record. The coding region runs from base 62 to 460 and encodes 132 amino acids. The transcript has a single exon.
UCUCAUUUUUAAUUGUGCUUAGAAAUUUUUCUGUUUUUAAAUUAAAAUUUAAUUGUAGAAAAUGUCGACUCAACCAACAGAAGAAGUUUUUGAAAAUGAAUUUGAUGAGGAUGAACUUGAAGUUCAACUUGGUUCUACAUCUGCUGGAAGAAAAAGGUUAUUUAGCAAAGAGCUUCGAUGUAUGAUGUAUGGUUUUGGGGAUGAUAAAAAUCCAUACACUGAAAGUGUUGAUUUACUGGAAGAUCUAGUAAUAGAAUUUAUUACAGAAACAACACAUAGAGCUAUGGAAAUUGGUCGAACGGGCCGAGUGCAAGUUGAAGAUAUAAUUUUCCUUGUUCGAAAAGAUUCAAGAAAAUAUGCUCGUGUUAAAGAUUUGCUUACCAUGAAUGAAGAGUUAAAGAAAGCUAGGAAAGCUUUUGAUGAAAUUAAGUACGUUGGAAGUGAAGCAAAAAUAAAAUGACAAAAAUCGAAGUAUAGUUCUUAAAUUAAAUUUUUAUGUAGAUUAUAAUUAAAUCAUUUGAAAUGUGACAAAAUUUGGAAAAAUUAUAUAUCCAUACAAUAAAAAUAGGGAAAUACUACAAAUUUCGAAAUUCUUUAUGUAAUAUGUAAAUAAGGAUGUUAUAAUUUUUAGUUUUAACUAUUAUAAGAAUGUAUUAGUUAUAAAAUUUGAAUAUUAAAUUCACUUGUGUAAAUUUUAUUGAUUAAGUAGUUUUUUAAAUUUGAAUAAAAAGUUUUUAGAUAGCAUUAAAUGAAGUAUGUAAAAUGUUUGCUAAUGAGAAGAAGUUUUAUGAAAUCUUAUUUGGAAAAAAAAAAUUGGAAACUUAUAAAUUUGAGUUGUUCAAAUAACUAAUUGGAUAGUUAUUGAAUAGUUAGAUGUACUAUUAAUUAAUUAUGUCUGAAUUUGGUGCAAACCAUUUACCAAGUCAAACGAAUAAAACAUAUUACAAUGAAUUUCUCAAAUAUUAUGAUUUUUAUUAGGUUUAUAGUAUUAAUUAAAUUCCCGACGAAAAAGUAAUUAAAGAGUAAAAAUAAUAUACAUACAUUAUACUACGUAUUAUAAUAUAUGUAAUAUUGGUAGGCACAUAUGUAUAUGUACACUGUAUAUCUUAUAAUAUUAAUACAAUGGA